This is a messenger RNA of Rattus rattus (black rat), 2164 nucleotides long. RefSeq names its product kizuna centrosomal protein (gene Kiz). The transcript has 14 exons. The record is from RefSeq and is a predicted model, not a curated record. Gene Ontology annotation, biological process: spindle organization. Gene Ontology annotation, cellular component: centrosome. Lineage: Eukaryota; Metazoa; Chordata; Mammalia; Rodentia; Muridae. The coding region runs from base 16 to 2127 and encodes 703 amino acids.
AGCUGCCCUGUGGCAAUGCCGCGAAGGCGCGGUGGUGGCGGUGGUGGCGGUGGUGGCCUACGCCAGGCGCCCGCUGCAUCCGUGCCCUUGGCGAGCCCCAGCUACUACGAAAGGGUGGGCCAGCUCCAGCAGGCUCUGCGGGACAGUGAGAAGAAGAGACUGGACCUGGAAGACAAGCUUUAUGAAUAUAAUAAGUCUGAUAAGUGCAGAGCUAAGCUGAAAUGUGCAAAACUAAAGAAAUAUCUGAAGGAAGUAUGUGAGUCUGAAAGGAGGGCUCAGGUUCGAAACCAAGGCUAUUUAAAGAAGUUCGAGUGUGUCCAGUCGCUUGUUGAACACUUGACCACAAAUACGGAGAAGCUUCAGAAACUGAAGGCUGAAUAUGAAGCUGAAAUGAAGAGGCUGCGCCUCCUGUCAAAGGACAGCCUGGGAGCGAGUGACAAAGACCAAGCAAAGGAUGCAAUGCAGGCAGGAAUUAACUCGGGGACAGCUAUGUCAAGAGGAUUGUAUCAACCAGCAACAAUCUUUAUGGGCCGCCAAAUGUCAGCCAUCUCAAGCAUUGAAGAUUUCAGUACAGAGCAGAAAUCUAACCAACCCACAAAGAACUUUUCAAUCUCUGACCCACAUUCACACCAACAGACAGCCCAGAGCAGCUGUGUGACAGACAGCUGUGUAGUGCAGACUAAUGGUGACACACAGUGCUUAAAUAAGUCUGACAAAAUACAUGGAAAGACAUCUCUUCAGACUGGUGAGAAAACGCCAGUCACAAGCUGUGUAUUGUCUGAGGGAGAACAAACUCAUUGCUUGGAGAUAGGAAGCACCACACGUCACAGCAAGAGUAAUUUAUCUGAAGGCAGAAAGUCUGCUGAACUCCAUUCCUUGCUACAGGGAAGAUUAAGUCCAGAGAACAGAAUCACUGAUUUAAAGUAUGACAGUUCCAGCAGAUCAGAGGGAUCAGACAGAGAAAUACUGACACAAGAACAUAUUGAAGUCGAGGAAGAAAGAGCCAACCCGCUGGUCCCCAUGAUAUCAGUUUCAGAACACUGUCUAUCUGCAAAGAAGUGGGCUGGAGAGAAGCAUUCUGCUUGGGAAGCUUUCUCAGAUGAUCUUGACCAUGGGGACCCGAAGUCACAGAAGUCCUUCCUAAAAAUUCAGGAAGAACAGGAGGAGGACAGCUCAUGCAGCAGCAGUGACCUCACAGUUUCUGUGAGUGAGGACGAUCUGAUUUUAGAGAAUCUGGAGGCACUGUUGAAUCCAGGAGCCAAGAUGGCGGGUAAAGAUGUAAUGCAGGCCUCACCAUCAGUCCGCACUGAACCGAGACAGGAUUCAAUCUUCACUGACUAUGUUUUGCAGACCCAAAGCUUUCCUGAUUCAAAAAGGGAACCCUCCCCAGACUCAGCACGACAAGCUGAAGCAGUACCAGAUUGUCACUUAUUGAAGACACAAGGGCAGUGUACGAAGGAACAUGAUGAUUCUCUUAAAGAGGCAACAACAUUAUUGAAAAAAGUCUUUACAGAAGAAUGUGACCACAGGUCAGCUAUUCACAGUAAUGAAUCAUCUUGCAGCAUGCCAUCUAUUCUGAAUGACAAUAAUGGAAUAAAGGAAGCAAAACCCGCCCUGCGUCUCAACAGUGUUCUUACAAGGGAACAAGAAGUUUCAAGUGGCUGUGGAGAUGAGAGCAAGGAAGAAGGCCCAGCUGCGGUCCCAGUCACAGGUGGCUAUGGGACGGAAGGACACAGAGAGGCAGACCUAGUACCCUCAGAACUGUUUCCGUUCAGCUUGGGAACAGCCAUGAAAGAAACCAAAGCCUACCAGUUACUGAAGAAGUCUACCCUUCAGGAUAAUUCAAAUCAAGCUGAAGAGAGAUUUGAAAGUCAGUUUUCAAGUUUGGAUAUUGGCAGCAGCACGUUCAAGACAAAGACAGCCCACAAAAUCGCCUCGGAAGCUAGUUUUUCAUCCAGUGAAGGAAGUCCUUUGUCAAGGCAUGAAAGCAAAAGGGACCCAGUGACCACCAUAAAGUCAAAUGCCUUCUGGGGGGAGUCUGAUGACAGUAACUCAGAAAUUGAAGCUGCUCUACGUCCUAGAGACCAUGACACGCCCGAUGAUUUUGAUGAUUUUUAUGACACAUAAGCCGUUGCAUGCUUAGAAAUAAAGUCUUUAAAACAAA